AUGGGACUUAACGACGCUGAGUCUGAAGCAAAACUGGGAACUUUGACAAGCACCGAGGAGGACAAAGACUUUGAGGCCAUACGAUCCAAUUUUUCGUGUGCAAUAUGUCUUUCUAUAGCAUUGGAGCCAUGCAUGCCACCCUGCGGACACCUUUUUUGCUCUCCAUGCCUACUGCAGUGGAUAAAAUCAAAUCCAGAUUCGGCCUGUCCAAAAUGCAGAAUUCCAUUCACACCCGAGUCUAUUGCUCAUAUCAGUAACGGCUAUUCUGCAAAACUUAAGAAAAAUGCUAGUGAUAAGCGUAGGAUUCUAAGGCCAGGAAUCUCGCCCCAAAAUAUGCGAUUUGGGAAUCUCGUUAUCUACCACGAGGAGUCACAAAAGCCUUCAUUGAGAUACAUUGCAUUCACCACCAUGCUCUGU
Molecule: messenger RNA, 417 nt
Organism: Vittaforma corneae ATCC 50505
Lineage: Eukaryota; Fungi; Microsporidia; Nosematidae
Exons: 1
Biological process (GO): double-strand break repair
Cellular component (GO): site of double-strand break; nucleus
Molecular function (GO): metal ion binding; ubiquitin-protein transferase activity; nucleosome binding
Source: RefSeq, a predicted model, not a curated record